CGAAAUGAAGAAGACGGAAGUAAGUAACGGAUAUCAAGAACUACAAUUAGUCAAAAUUCGUGAAUGUGAAUUGCCCGUUUUAAAACGUGCAGUCCUUAUCUACGUCCCGGCUAAAAUUAAAAAAAACGAAAAUAUGGUGCAACAGGGCUUGGAAGUGUUCAGUCGUAAUAUGAACACAGAAAAUAAUACGGAACUAUCCGAAACUAAGCGGUCACAUCAUCAAAAUACAUUUCAAGACAUGGCAAAAGGGCAAGUAGUCAAUUCAAAGUCUCAACCGUUGAAAAAUAAAUUAUUCAAUAACAUUGAAACAACACCGAUCGAGCUUGACAAAAAAUGUAUAUCAAAAAAUAAAGAAAGUCCUACUACAAUAACAUUUCUCGAAGAACUAAAAGAACAAGUCAGCAAAUUAUUUCAUCGUAAUUUAAAUGUUUGUAAUUCUACAUAA
Messenger RNA from Rhopalosiphum maidis (corn leaf aphid), 445 nucleotides. RefSeq lists its product as uncharacterized. The transcript is spliced from 3 exons. The record is from RefSeq and is a predicted model, not a curated record. The coding region runs from base 5 to 445 and encodes 146 amino acids. Lineage: Eukaryota; Metazoa; Arthropoda; Insecta; Hemiptera; Aphididae.